GUUUAUUUAUGUCACUACACGACUGUCAUUCGUUGUCAUAGUUUUACAGUGAAAUUUGCAAGGUUUGUUUUUCUCGCAAUAAAUGCGCGUUUGCUGGUGAAUACAAUCCCUGCUAGAUGGUAAAUAAUGGAUAGUGAGUACUUCUAUUGUCUACUUCCUCCUGUCACUUGUGUGGGGCAAAAGUAAUUGAGCCACUUUAUGACGGAAUUCUUCUUGACAUAAUUGACAACGACUGGCGUGCGGAUCAAUUACCAUUUGAUCGCAUUCUAGUCCCCAGUGAUAAACUUCCUGAUCCAGAGGCUGAUAGUAACGACUCACAUUUAACCCUUAAAGAACAGGAGCAAAAGUGGAAUGAUUUAGCUCUAACGUCCCUGGCACCGGAGUUCGGCUUCAUCGACCCAAUCAACACCAAUUCCGUUUAAACCAAUAACAAAAUGAAUCGUAACGCCGAUUUAAGAUCGUCCCCAUCCCUAACCGAAUUCCCUCGUGAAUUCGAAGAGGGAUCCGAAACUUUACUCACAAAAAUCGUUAAUAAAUUCUCUAGUGCUUAUAAUACAGGUUAUAAUAAUUCAAAUGAUAUAAAGAGCCCCGCUACCGACGACAACGAUUCAGCUAAUGCUUCUCAAUCAGAUUCCGCUGGCAAAGUAGAUACAGCUUCUGAUUCAAUCAGUGACAUAGAAAAUAAUUUUGAAUCAAAUGCUAAUGCCAACUGCGCGGUAAAUACUCCACAUUUAUCUCCACAAAGUGGUACCCCAUCAUUUCCUGGUGAAUAUGUAUCGGGUGAGGCGAAUGAAAGAAGUAUCACUAACAUCUUGAAUAGGAUCAGUAAUAUUGUAACAACAAGGAAUAGUGAUUUACGUAACUAUAAACACACGGAGCUACAUCGAUUCUGGAUGCCAGAUGAAAAAGCGAAAGAAUGUUACGAUUGUUCGCUGAAAUUUACAUCUUUUCGCCGAAAACAUCACUGCCGGCUUUGUGGACAAAUAUUUUGUUCAAAGUGCUGUAACCAGGUUGUUCCAGGGAGGAUAAUAAUGUGUUCAGGGGAUCUUAAAGUUUGUCUAUAUUGCUCUAAAAUUGUGUUGCGUUACUUAAAAUCUUCCGAGGUGAAACUGGAUUUAAAAGUUGAUCUAGAGGCUUUCAAAGAUAACCUAUCAAGUAAACUCUCAUUAAACGAUUCAUCGUCCUUUGGAACUCCAGAGCCGUCACUGAAACGAAAAAUCUCCGUUGGUUAUCAAGAAGAGCAGUUUCUAUCCAAUGCGAAUUCUAAUCUAACCAAUGAAGAUCGAAAGAGCAUUUUACAACAAUCUAAUUCGCUAAAGGCUCUCCAUGAAGAAAUGACCAGGUCGAUGCCCGGUCAGAAUUGUGGCGCUGAUUUCUUAACAUUUUUAAUAAAUGCUCGCAAGUCAUCGAAUAGAGUUCAAGCAAUCGCGAUAAUCAAUGCUAUGCUUGCUGCUGGAUUUGUUAUCCCUAUUGUACCCGAUACAGAGGAAACUGAGUUUGAGGAGACGUUGCACUAUAAAUUAGCAAAGCAAAGCGAAAUAAUCGAAAAUGCUGAGAGGAAUAACAUCGAUGACAAUGCAGUAGGCUCCGCAACGCAGUUGCAGCAUGUGGAAGAGAACAAAGAAGAUGUGUACCCUCCGAAAUCUACAGGUUGUUUCAAAGCAUCCAAAGAUAUGGAACUUGAUCACAUGCGUUCAAAAACAAAAACUGCAAGAGAAUUAGUGGAAUCCUAUUGCGAGCACGAGGAUAUGUUGAUUAGCCAGCUUUUGAAGCAUGAAGAUUUGGAUCAAUCUUGGGCCAAUAUACUGAUUCCGUUGUGUGCAAAAAUAGUGAAUAAAUUUCGCCCUCAUUUUGGUGCAAACGACUUCAUGGACAUACGAAACUACGUUAAUUUCAAAAAAGUUCAAGGUGGAGUUCGAGAGGAUUGUUGCAUAAUGGGGGGUGUAGUUUUUACUAAAAAUGUUGCACAUAAACGGAUGGCAAAACGCAUUGAACAUCCCAGAGUGUUACUUCUCCAGUGCGCGAUAGUAUACGAACGAGUAGAGGGAAAAUAUAUAAGCAUGGAAACUUUAUUAUUGCAAGAAAAAGAGUAUUUACGGAAUGUUGUCGGACGGAUAUUGAAUUUGAAGCCGAAUGUGGUGUUGGUUCAAAAAGGAGUGGCUGGUAUUGCCCAAGAUAUGCUUCGUAACCAUGGCGUUACUUUGGUAUUGGAUGUGAAAUCGUCAGUUAUGGAUCGUCUUGCGAGAUGUAUGCAGUGCGACAUUGUAACAUCGAUUGAAUCAAAUAUAAGUGCACCGAAGCUCGGAACUUGUGAUCUGUUUUUUAUUGAGAAUUUCCAAGAUGCCGGAGGUAUGACGAAAACUUUAAUGGGCUUUGAAGUGUAUUCCAAUCCUAAAAAUUACGCCUUCCUACUUCGCGGGGGAAACAAUAUGGAAUUGGCCAAAGUUAAAAAAGUCGCUUCCAUUGUGCUCUUUGCUCGAUACAAUUGGCGUUUUGAAAUGGCGUUUUUAUUAGAUAUAUUCGCUAAACCACCGACUUCAUCGUACUUAUCCAAACCAGAUAUGCAAAACGCUACUCAGAGCGUUGAAAUAAGCCCGAGAGACAACGAAGUACCGAUUGAUUCCAUUCCGUGCAUAGUAAAUGGAUCGAAUCUUGGAGAUCCACUCAGUAGUCAAAUUAAUAAUAGCCCGCAAGAUGAUAUUGAAACAAACGAAUCUCCUAUCCUGUCAGUAAGCCCAUACAUUGUGUUCCCUCUUCCAUGGAAAAAUUUUUCGAUACAGGAUCUAUCAAGCAUGUUUCUUGAAGGGUCGAAAAUACAAAGUUUACAGAGGCUUCAUGACACAAAUUCGGUUUCUCAAACUCAAUUGAAACCACAUCAUGAAUUUGUAUUAGAUAAAAUUACUCCUGCUGUUGGUAAUCGAGACUUCCAGGUGGCUUUGUCGGCAUUUCGUGCUUUAGGAGGGCGAUAUCCGAAAUCUACAAAAAUGCUCAAAAGCAACAAUAUAGCUGCUUCAACUAACCCUCGUAAGUCAUCCGAUGUUGCCGAGAAGCACGCAGAUAGCAAUACCUUCGAUUUGCAGAGCUAUCAGCGCUUGUCAGUAUUAUUCUGUAGUUUUUACCACAAUCCAAAAGCAGCAUCAUCAUUUUGCGCUCAGCCAACCAUAUUCGACAUGAAAUUCUAUGGGCAAAAUGAUAUAAUGUUGGGUCAAUUUUUGGAAAGAUAUUGUUUCCGUAGUUAUAUUUGUCAAAGUUGCAAACUUCCGAUGAUGGAUCACGUGAGAAGAUAUGUCCAUUCGAUGGCCUGCGUUCAGGUACAACUUUCUGAAGACAUAAACCAAACUAAGUCUGAUGAAAUAUUCGUAACGUCAUGGUGUAAUUAUUGUCGCGAAAUGACCCCAAAUGUUCCCAUCUCACAAGAUACCUGGUGCUUAUCAUUUGCAAAAUAUCUAGAGUUGCGUUUCUAUGGCCACUCCUAUCGGAAACGCGUAGCAAACAUAUCAGAGGACGAUGCUGAGAUAAAAAUUUCUGAAUUUGAUAAACAAAACUGUCGCCAUUCUAUUCAGAAAGACUAUGUACAUUACUUUUAUAGUAAAGGUUUCGGCGUUCGAUUCAUUUACUCGCCCAUAGAAGUUUGGGAUAUAAAUUUCCCUCCGUUGAAGAUAAAACUGGAUGCCUUACCAAAAUACGAUAGACCACAGUUUCAGGAGGAUAUCAAAAAAUUGUCAAUAAAAGGACAUGAAAUAUACUCAAAAAUCCAUAACCGAAUAGUAGAAUUGACAGCAGAGAAUGAACCUGAGCUUAAAACUAAUUUGACGUCAAUUUUAAAUCGAGAUCAAUCAAUUUUCCGACAUUGUAUUGAAGUAGUUCACACGUUAUUAGCCGAAAAGUCCACGCCUCCAUUCGAAUUGAAUGAUGCUCUAGUAAAAGCAAAACGUGCACUAGUUGAAAGUAUAGAUUUAUGGGGUCCUAGACUGUGUGAUCCUAUUUCUCAAACAAAAACUUCAAGCAAAUUAGAAGCAACGCCACAAAUCGAAGAAAGCACUAUAUGCACAGAAGAUCUCGAAACAAGUUUCGGGAACCAUGCCGCCGAGAAGCAAGGCGAAAGGGAUCUCCAUACCACUGGGGAACAAUCCACAUCCACUCAACACAGCAAAACAAGAGAGAUUUCAUCGAAAAAUUUCUCAGAAUAUAUAAUGGAAAAAAUUAAUCUCAAGCAACUUUUAAAUCAGUUACUACCACCGAAUAAUCAAAAUAAUAUCAUACCAUCCCCUUUUCCUAUCUACGAACACUAUACGCUUCCAAUAGGAGAAUUCCCGAUUGUCAUUCAAGAACAAGAUUUAAGUUCAAUUAUAGCUUAUAGUCUGGUGUCCCAUGAAUAUCGCAAGAUCACUGAGAAUAUUCACCACUCAACCGACUCACUGAACAGCCCAGUUACAAAAAAGAAAUCACAAGAUGGAUUAUUUGAAGGGGACACUAAGGAAGAGAAAAAGAGCGACGACGAUAAGAAGAGUAAGUCCCGGCCGUAUAUUGAAUUAUGCUUUCAGGAUUCAACUGCACAGUUUAUAUGCAAAAUAUUUUUUGCAAAAGAGUUUGAUGCGCUCAGGGCGAAGGUGUUUAAUGCAUCAAAGAAAGACACGGAAAAAUCCGAUAACGAUGCUAUUAGGAUUCUAUUUGCCCGUUCAUUGUGCAAAAGUAUGCAAUGGGAAGCAAGGGGCGGAAAAAGUGGUUUAAAAUUCAGCAAAACCUUGGACGAUCGAUUUAUUCUGAAAGAGAUGUCAAAAGGCGAUGUCAGCUUAUUUGAAAACUUUGCCCCCAACUACUUUGAGUACAUGAACAAAUGCCUCCAAAACGAACAACUAACUCUUCUGGCUAAAAUUCUUGGAGUAUUCAAAGUAACAGUGAAGAAAAAAGAUUUGGUUCAGGAACGUUCUCUACUUGUUAUCGAAAACCUAUUUUAUGAUUGGGAUAUUAAGAACAAAUUUGAUCUGAAAGGCUCAGAAAGAAAUCGACUUGUGAACCCGGAAAAUAAUGACGGAGAAAUGGUGUUACUGGAUGAAAAUUUGAUCAAAAUGUCUUGGUCAAAGCCCCUCUACAUCCAGUCGAAGAGUAAAACUACCCUUUGUGAAGCUAUUAAUAAUGAUUCAUCAUUCCUUGAACGAAAUUCCAUUAUUGAUUAUUCGUUGCUAGUAGGACUGAAUAAUAAGGAGAAUAUUCUGGUGUUAGGAAUAAUUGAUUACAUUAGGACGUAUACAUUCGACAAACGACUGGAAUCGCUUGUGAAACAAUCUGGUUUGCUUGGUGGACAGGGCAAAUUACCAACUGUAAUCGCACCCCAACGCUAUAAGCAACGUUUUAGGGAAGCAAUGGAGAGGUAUUUUCUAGCAGUGCCUGAACGUUGGGAAAAUGUAGAUAGGUCAAAGCAGUGUAACAACUCACCCUCUACCAAUACGAAAUUAUAACUCUAAAUUUUUAACAUAUUUAUGAAUUUUUCAUAGAAAAUUCUGUUAAUAAAACGCUAAUGUUAAAUAUC
This is a messenger RNA of Hermetia illucens (black soldier fly), 5530 nucleotides long. RefSeq names its product anaphase-promoting complex subunit 13-like. The transcript is spliced from 18 exons. The coding region runs from base 435 to 5459 and encodes 1674 amino acids. Lineage: Eukaryota; Metazoa; Arthropoda; Insecta; Diptera; Stratiomyidae. The record is from RefSeq and is a predicted model, not a curated record. Gene Ontology annotation, molecular function: metal ion binding; ATP binding; 1-phosphatidylinositol-3-phosphate 5-kinase activity. Gene Ontology annotation, biological process: protein K11-linked ubiquitination; phosphatidylinositol phosphate biosynthetic process; intracellular signal transduction. Gene Ontology annotation, cellular component: endosome membrane; anaphase-promoting complex.